This is a messenger RNA of Mauremys reevesii (Reeves's turtle), 1613 nucleotides long. RefSeq names its product RCC1 domain containing 1 (gene RCCD1). The record is from RefSeq and is a predicted model, not a curated record. Bases 48 to 995 code for a protein of 315 amino acids. The transcript is spliced from 6 exons. Lineage: Eukaryota; Metazoa; Chordata; Testudines; Geoemydidae.
GUGACCGGAAGUCCCCACACGCUCGCUGUGAUUGGCUGCGGCGCCGGAUGGCGGCACCGGGUCCCCAGCGCGGCUGGUUCGUUUUCGGGUUCCGGGGCUUCGCGGAGCCUCGCGGCGGCGGGGCCCGGCGGGUGGAGCCGGAGCCGGGCGGGAUCCGCGUGGUGCGGCCCGCGUGGAGCUACACGGGCCUGGUGACGGGGCGCGGCCGCUUGGUGCUGCGGGGGCGGCUGGCGGGGGCACUGCCCGGGCACUGCCAGGACCUGCUCCCCUCCGAGAGCCACGUGCUGCUGCUGCGCGGGGCGGCGCUGGAGGCCUGGGCACGGGGCGCGGGGCUGUGUGAGGGGCCCGCCUGGCAGCAGCAGCUGCACCCAGGGGACGUGGCCGGGCCCCUGCCCCUGGCCCCCCGUGGCUACGUGACCCCGUGGCCGCCCUUCCUGUGCCCGCUGCCACCGGCGCUGCGGGCCCAGAAGCUGGUGCUGGGCCACGAGCAUGUGGUGCUGCUGGGCCGUGCCGGGAUCAUCUACACCUGGGGCUGCGGCAGACAUGGGCAGCUGGGGCAUGGGGGGCUGGAGCCUGUGUCAGAGCCCCGGCUCGUGGAGGCCUUGCAUGGCAUGCCCAUGGGGGACGUGGCAGCUGGAGGCUGGCAUUCUGUCAGUGUCAGCGAGGGAGGUGAUCUCUAUGUCUGGGGCUGGAAUGAAUCAGGGCAGCUGGCACUGCCUUCCAAAGCACUGGCAGAGAAAAGGGCAUCAGCCACAGCCUCUGGCUCCCAGCAUGAGGAACCCUGCGCCGGAGAGGCAGAGCUGAAAUUGGUCAAUCACGAGGCAGCACUGGGUGCUGAAGCAGCUGACUUCAUUUCAAUCCAGGCCUUCCCUGCUUUGCUGGAUCUACCUGAGGGGUCAGAGGUCAGCAAGGUCAGCUGUGGCUCCCGCCACACUGCUGCUGUGACCCGUGAUGUUCCAGUGAGAAACCUCAGGAGGAAAUACGCCCUGAAUUAACCACCCUGCCUCAGGAGAGCUGUUUGAACUGACUGCCCCAGUGCAGGUCUGUGACACUCAGCCCCAUGGUCUAAGUGGCUAAAGCAGCGUGAGUAACAUCCAGCCUGUGCCAGGGUGAAGCAUACACAGAAGAAUAAAAUGGGGGGGGGGGGGAGAGACCCUCUCUCCUGUGGCCCCCACAGCUGACUCUUGCUGUUUGCUUACAGGGACUGGGGAGCUCUACACCUGGGGCUGGGGUAAGUAAGGAUGGUGCACUGCUUUUCAGGCUUGUAAAUGCUCCUACACCAGAAAAAAGGGCUAAAAACCAGUAGAGUCCUUCCAGGACCAGGGCCAAGUAUGGCUCCAGCUGCUCAGGGCUCUGCAUGAGAGAAGGUAGCACCCUCUGUGGGGGGGCUGGGGCUACAGAAUUGCUGCUGCAUGUUGUGGGGAGGAGCUGGCUGCACCUGCCUACUGUAAGCGGCUCUGUUUUUGUCGGCAGGCAAAUAUGGACAACUUGGCCACAAUGACACAGCGAGCUCUGACCAGCCACGACAGGUUGGCUAUUUCCCUGCAAAUGGGCUCAUGGUGGAGGAUGUGGUCUGUGGCCCAUGGAACACUUACGUUGGUGCUGUGGAGAAG